CCACACCAACUACUGAAUACACCUUGUCUUCAUUACAAGACUCUUUUCAGAACGCGCAAAAUUCAGAGAAUUUGAAGGAGAAAGAAACUAAAGGAUUCUUUGGCAUUUUUCAACGGAGCAAAAAGAAACGGCAACAGACGGCCAGUGCUCCUGCAACACCACUCAUGAACAAGCCAAGGCCGGCCUUUUCUGUGAGAUCCAGUUCAAUUUCAAAACAGUACGACUCAAACACUCUGCCCUCUGAAGUGCCCAAAAAGCGCCGAGCACCUUUACCUCCCAUGCCUGCUUCUCAAAGUGUGCCCCAGGAUCUGGCUCAAAGCCAGGACAAACCUAAGAUCUGUAUGCUGAAAUCCAGUAGUGUGGAUGAAACUGAUAAGGGACUUUCAGGAGUGGGAAUAGAGAGAUCGGGUUCUCUCCACCUCAGUGGCACCUCUUCGGUUAAUUCUUCUUUAAAGCGGGCAAAGCGCAAAGCACCUUCUCCACCUUCCAGAAAACUGCAAGGCCAAAGUGACCCUAGCAUUGAUACAGGAUCAGAAUCUGCAGAAUCAAUUCAUACAGACAGCAUUGACAAAGGAAAAUACUCAAAAUGGCAAUCUCCAACAGGCAAUGUAGUUGAUCUAACCAGGACCACAGUGGCAGCAGGUACCUCAUGCAGCUUUGAUCCAACCAGUCAUGGUCAAAACAAUAUCCAGCAAGUCGCAGAUGAAAGUAGAGUUUUGGUUAACGCUGAUACUCCAGAUGAAUCUGAAGUGUCGCUCAAAUCUGACAUGGGUUCUGAAUAUAGCCUAAAGGAGAUAGAUGAGAACGACGAAAUAUACGAUGAUGUUGUCAGUGCUUCUGAGGUUCCACUAGAUGUUCAGAAACAUGAAACUGCUUCUGAUUCAAGUUUUGGUACUGGAGACAAUUCACAGGAGUCUAAUGAAGGAAAAACAGAAAACACGACUGCAAGAGAUAAAGCUCAAGAUAGUGAAAUACUGAGAGAAAGAGUUAGCAUUCCCAAUGGUACUGCACUUGGAACAUUACAGCCAAACACAAAUAAUGGUCAUAAAGAACCAGCAUAUUCUCUGCCUUCUAACAAACUCAGUAAGGAAGAAAUAGGGAAAAAUAACAAGCCUGAGACACUGGAUGACACCUCUCUAAAUGGGGUGAAUGAUCAAAAAUGUGAUCAGAUCAAUGUAGAUCUAACAAAGACUCAGGAUGUCGCAAUUCAGACCAUAUCUGAAGAUAAUUUUGAUCUGACUGCAUUAAAUGAAAGCAGCAAUCAUCAGGGCCGUGCACUGAUCCCUCACAAAAAUUCAACUCAUGGACACAAGCCAGUACAGAAAAAACAUUCCUCAGGAGCCCUGAAUAUGAUGAAUAAGUCCAUAGGACAAGCAGACCAAAACAGUGUGAAUCCUAAUGGCACCCAUGACAAUGCAUUUGUAAAUGAUAACCAAGUUCUCCCGGAGACAAUGGUCAGAAGCCCAGUUAGUUCUCCUACAAAAACGUACCCAGUUUACAGACAAGGUUCAAAGCCUAAACCUAAGCCUUCCAAUGAAAUUACCAGAGACUACAUACCCAAAGUUGGAAUGACUACUUACAAAAUAGUACCUCCCAAGAGUUUGGAAACAGCGAAGAAUUGGGAAUUAGAUCCUGUGGAAUACCAAGAAGCAGCAGUAUCUCCCAGGAAUGAAAAUUCCCAAGAAUUUGGCACACAAACAGAGACUGCUCAUAUCUCAAAAACACCAUGUCAAACAGAACCUGAUUUUAAGAAUGAAGUUAUACAACACAAGGUAGGGAGAGAUCCGCCGCCUAAAACAUACCCGGCUGCUGAUCAUAGCCCAGUUUCCUUCUCCAAUGCCAAAGGCCAGAAAAUGGAGGUAGAACACCCCAAGCCUAAUCAAGACCACCGGAUUCCUCCCUUAAUUGUAAAUUCAGGGAAUAAAAGUUCUCCACCUGCAGUGCAAGAAAAACCAAAAAUUUUGAGUCCCCCGAUAAGACCAAGCAGUUUUUAUUUGCAAAUACAGAGGAGGACCACAGAUCAUUAUGUAACUUCUGCCAUUGCAAGAAGUGCCUCUCUAAGCGCCCCUAUUCAGAAUGAAGCCAAGACUGUAGAGGCGGAGAAAAAGGUGGCAUCUCCAGAUCAACUUUGCCCUCCACUACCUAAACCAAUUCCCGUUCCUUCUCAGUUACCCGAGGAAACUACUGAAAACGGUUGCCAUGAAGAAGAAAGAAAACUCUCCACUUCUCCUGUAAAAGUGUCUCAACCAUUGAAUUCUCCUUCAUCCCAGCUUUCUCCAUUGCAUUUGAAAAAAAGUGGCUCUCUAAGCGCCCCUAUUCAGAAUGAAGCCAAGACUGUAGAGGCGGAGAAAAAGGUGGCAUCUCCAGAUCAACCUUACCCUCCACUACCUAAACCAAUUCCCAUUCCUUCUCAGUUACCUGAGGAAACUACUGAAAACGGAUGCCAUGAAGAAGAAAGAAAAGUCUCCACUUCUCCUGUAAAAGUGUCUCAACCACUGAAUUCUCCUUCAUCCCAGCUUUCGCCAUUACAUUUGAAAACUUUGAGGACUUUUGUUUUGCCACAGCCAUAUUCUCCUCCUAAACCUUCUCCUUUUGCUCUUGCUGUAUCAUCAGCAGUUAAAAGAUCACAGUCCUUCAGUAAAACAUGCACCAAUACAACCAGACCAUUAAAAGAACAAUCUUCUCUUGAUCUUAGCACAUCACCAUCCAGCACUGAAGUAAAGGAUGAUUCACCUAUACUGAGUCCAACAACUCAGACACAGCAGAUCCUGACCGACAAGCAGAAGACUAACGAUGCAAGCUAUGACCAAAACAGGCAGGCUCCCCCUUUACGCAACCAUCCAGCCACCGCUAUCUGUGAGAGAAGCAUUGCUGCAGCAGUCCAACACCCUGACCCAGAACAGAUCCACCAGAGCUUGCUGGCUGCAAUCCGCUCUGGAGAGGCUGCUGCCAAAUUGAGGCGGGUUGCACCUCCAUCAAACACUAUUGCCAUCAAUGGAAGAUCCAGUCUCAGUUCUCCAGUGUCCAUCGAAACAAGAUACAGUAGUCAUUAAGACUUUGUACCAAAUAUUUUGCACUUUAAUCACAAUUGCAUAGAUCUACUGCAUAAAACCUACUUCACAGUUACCUGCAUAAUUAUUGAAGACUAUGUAUAAAUUGCAGGAUUGUGUGGGUAUAUAUUGUCGAGAGUGAAGCACAGAAAUUUAAUGGAUGCCUCAAAAGAAUUCUUAAAAUAUAAUAAUUUAUGGCUUUUUGCCUUUUCUCUUUAAAACUGAAAAUGCUGCUUCAGAACUUAUUCCAUGGCGCAGAACAGUUGUAGAUUUUUGCUGCUGUAAUAAUCAGAUAUGUUAAUUUCUACUUCAUCCAUAAUAAAUGGUGUGUAGCAAUGUGCUGUAUAAUGCUAAGAUUCAUCUUAAUGUUUGUAACUGCUUAAUAAUUAUGUUUCAGAAACAUUUGAAUUUAAAUGUAGUUAUUCUCACCUGUUGCCUUGAAUGUUAAAUUUGAAAUUAAUUACUGCACUUAGCUAAAUAUUAUCUAGAAACUCUGAUGGGCAGGUUUUCUAGUAAAAAAAAAAAGCAAUGUAGAUGAUAUACACCUAAAGUUAUAUACUUCUAAAUCAGUUUAAGUGCUUAUUGUUCUCCCUUAAAUCAGUAGAACCUAAAGGUGCUUAAUUUCGGCUCGAUUAUGCCUAUUUAGAUUGAUUAUUACCAUGUUUGUGUCUAGUAUCAAAGUGAAAAAUAAUAAAACACAAAUCCCCUGGCACUUA
Thamnophis sirtalis is the source of this 3766-nucleotide messenger RNA. The record is from RefSeq and is a predicted model, not a curated record. Lineage: Eukaryota; Metazoa; Chordata; Lepidosauria; Squamata; Natricidae.